Molecule: messenger RNA, 1366 nt
Organism: Humulus lupulus (European hop)
Lineage: Eukaryota; Viridiplantae; Streptophyta; Magnoliopsida; Rosales; Cannabaceae
Product: rust resistance kinase Lr10-like
Exons: 1
Coding region: 147-1235 (362 amino acids)
Biological process (GO): protein phosphorylation
Molecular function (GO): protein kinase activity; ATP binding
Source: RefSeq, a predicted model, not a curated record
AACACAACAUAGGAGCCAUACAUCAAUUUAAAAAAAGAGUGUAGUAAGUUUCAGUUUGUGUAAUUUUCUUUAAUAAGAUUUGAAGUUUAAGUUUGUCAUUUUUUUUCACUAAUGCAGCUGCAACAGCUGUUGCAAUUGGGCUAAUCAUGAUAAUGCUGCUCUUCUGCCUAAAGAAGUUUCCAAUAAAAAAAUUAAUCUUCUUCUGGAAGAAGCAGAAUCCUGCUCAUCGAAACAUUGAGACUUUUCUAAGGAACUGUGGGCCACUCCAAGUUAGAAGAUAUAGCUUUUCUGAGGUUAAGAAAAUGACCAACUCCUUCAAAGAAAAAUUAGGCCAAGGAGGUUUUGGUAGUGUCUACAAAGGAAAGUUACAUGACGGCUCUCUUAUUGCUGUGAAGGUGUUAAAUGAAUCAAAGACCACUAAUGGAGAAGAUUUCAUCAAUGAGGUGGCAACCAUUAGCAGAACUUCUCAUGUCAACAUUGUCUCUUUAUUGGGUUUUUGUUUUGAUGGUGCAAAAAAAGCUCUCAUUUAUGAGUUCCUGGUUAAUGGAUCUCUUGAGAAAUUCGUUUUCGAUGAAAACUCAAUCGAAAAUGACUACAACUUGGAUUGGGAAACAUACUACCAGAUUUCACUUGGCAUUGCUAGGGGAUUAGAGUACUUGCAUCGCGGUUGCAACACAAGGAUCUUGCAUUUCGAUAUCAAGCCUCACAAUAUUCUUCUUGAUGCAGAAUUUGUGCCCAAAAUCUCAGAUUUUGGCCUGGCUAAGAUUUGUAGCAGACAGGAAAGUCUAAGCUCUAUGUUGGGUCCAAGAGGGACUAUUGGAUACAUUGCUCCUGAAAUCUUUAGUAGAAACUUUGGAGUGAUUUCGUACAAGUCUGAUGUCUAUAGUUAUGGAAUGAUGGUCUUAGAAAUAGUUGGUGGAAGACAAAAUGUCAAUGUCCAAGAUAAUAAUACUAGUGAAAUAUAUUUUCCACAUUGGGUUUAUAGACGACUCGAAUUGGACGAAGAAGUUAGCCUGAAGAGAAUUAGUGAUGAAGAAGAUAAAAGAAAAGUGAAGAAGAUGAUAAUUGUGAGCUUGUGGUGUGUGCAAGCUGACCCUGCAAACAGACCAACCAUGAGCAAAGUGAUAGAAAUGUUGGAAGGGAGUGUUGAUUCCUUGCAAGUACCACCCAGUCCUUUCUUGUCUUCUAGUUCAACUUCACUUUCUGCUGAGUUUUCUAGCAGUACAUUUUUAUAGUCCUAAAUAAGAAAGUAAACUCGUCUUGAUUUUACCGAGUGCACUUGAUCAAAAUUGUGACAAUAUGUUAUUCAUCAGCUAAUACAUCAAAAUGAAUAAAAAAGUUAAUAGGAAAAUUGUUAUGUGAUUCA